Molecule: messenger RNA, 285 nt
Organism: Theileria orientalis strain Shintoku
Lineage: Eukaryota; Apicomplexa; Aconoidasida; Piroplasmida; Theileriidae
Exons: 3
Coding region: 1-285 (94 amino acids)
Source: RefSeq, a predicted model, not a curated record
AUGAGUAAAUUAGCUCAAUAUUUCGGAAGACCUUCUGUAUUCCACAGCCUGGUUUUUGGAUCGGCCGCAGGAGUUUUGUUUUACGGCGGAUAUAUCGGAUUGAGAGCCCUGAAGGUCAAAUUUUUCGACACCGACUACAUAGCUAAGCAAAGCAGGUGGCGUUACCUGGAAAAGCAGCAGCUGUACCAGCGGGAGCUGGCGCAGGAGAUGAACGCAAGUUACGUGGCAAGUCUUGCGGAAGAAUACGACCCGGUGGCGCUAAGACCGCCGGGAGCUCCCCUGUAA